GUCACUGUCAGUGUCACAACAAGUACUUGUUUUGUUGUGUUGUGAAUGUUUGUAGUUUUGUAAUCGACAAUGACGGCUGAAAACAGCGAGAAUACAACGAAGACAUUCAAUUAUUCGUUCCCGACAUGCACCAGCGAGGAAGUGCAGUUCAAGCUGGAGGUGCCGGUGGAGAUCCCGCACGCCGGCUCCACCAGAGAGCUGGUGCAGCGCGUCAUCAGCAUGUUCCACAUCCCCGUCUACUUGGAGGAAGACCUAAAUGAAAAAUUAGCAAAAUUUGUAGCUGAAGAAACCAAAAACUUUCACAAUGAAAGAGACAGGAAGCUUCUGAACCAGCUGAAGAACAGUGAGAUCAAUGUGGAAGGCAUCGUGAAGGGCUGGGAGAAGCUGUUCAAAGACAAUGUCAUGGAGUUUGCAGAACAGAAGGGCACCUCCGAUGAGGAAGUGUUCGCAGCCGCCUACCACAAGCUGGUGCACUCCCCCGCACUCGAGACUAUCCUACAAGUAGAGAACUCAUACGCUAAGACUGUCAUGAACACUCUCAAUAACAGAGAUGAAGAUAUCAAAAAACUCACACAGAAACAAACAGAGGAGAUGGAAGAGAAAGUCCGUCUACUGAACACAUCAACAACAGAGGAAGAGAUCAAUGAGCUGGCAGCACAGCAGUUUGAGCAGCAAGCCCUGGUGGCCGGCCGCUGGGGGUCACAGCUAGACGCACUGCGGCAGACGCAGCGGGCACAGCACCGCGCCUGGCUCAUGAACACACUGGAGGAGUAUCAAAGCACCUCUGCACUCAACACACCCAGCAACUCACCGCUGGGCACGUUCUCCCCGGAGGCGGGCGGCGCGGCGGCGCCGGCGGCGGCCAGCGAGCGCCUGGAGGAGAGCUUCACCAUCCACCUGGGCAGCCAGCUCAAGCAGACGCACAACAUCCGCAUCGUCGCCAUGGACCUGCUCGACCUCUGCUCCGUCGACCAUGUUGACAACCCGAGCGAGUCGUCGCGGCGGCUGGGCACGGCGCUGUCGCUGUACGGCUCGGAGCUGGCGGGCGCCGUGCUGCUGACGGAGGCGCCGCCGCGCCGCCCCGCGCCGCCCACCACGCUGCUGCUGCGCGCCGCCGAGCGCUCCACCGAGCACCACUUCGCCGACGCCGACCACCAGCUGCGCACCAUCAGCGAGAAGGUCCAAGAACCGGUGGAGCGGCGGAACACGCAGCGGCUGCAGCAGGCGGAGAGCGCGGCGGGCUCCGGCAACGGCUCGCGCUUCAAGAGCAAGCGCAACCUGCAGACCGGCGACAUCUUCAUCACCAAGCACAGCAACCUGGCCGAGGUGCACGUCGUCUUCCAUCUCAUCGUCGACGACUCCUCGCUCAGAUCUGGAGACAUCACAUCUCGGCACCCUGCUAUUUUGGGCCUGCGGAACAUCCUGAAAGCGGCGUGCAGCAACGACAUCACCAGCAUCUCGAUACCGCUGCUGCUGCGCCAUGAGAUGUCCGAGGAGAUGACGGCGGCGUGGUGCGUGCGGCGCGCGGAGCUGGUGCUGAAGUGCGUGAAGGGCUUCAUGCUGGAGGCGGCGGGCUGGGGCGGCGCCGAGCUGCGCACGCUGCACUUCGCGCUGCCGCCGCGCGCCGCGCCCGCCACCUUCGCCGCGCUGGCCGCGCUCACGCCCAACAUCUUCCGCGUCUCCAACCCCGUCAAGUUCCGCACCUGGUGCUGAACCCGCUGGCAUAUACUCGCGGGCUAGCAGCGUGCACGCUCGACGCGACGUGUUGCACUCAAGAACUGUUCCAUUAUGUAAUCAAAGUAGCUUAUUCAGUUAUAACUUAUUCCUUAGGCGGCAAAUUGGGCGUUGUUUAGAGCGUGCAGGCGAGCGCUACUAAAUGCAUGUUGAGACUGAAGUCAGUGGUCAGGAAAAUCAAACCGUUUUCCAAAACAACUAAUUAUUGUUGUUCGGUAAAAAGCUAUAACUUAAGAGCAGGAAGACUCCUUAAGUUAGAAAUGUAGUAUAAAUAAAUAUCGCAACUAGCUUUUGCCCGCGACUUCGUUCGCGUAAAAUAGUGACUUCCGGCAGAUUUUUGGUUUGACCAAUAGAUGGCGCUAUAUGGAAUAAAUUUUAUUUAUAUUUU
Helicoverpa zea (corn earworm) is the source of this 2122-nucleotide messenger RNA. Its product is annotated as protein C12orf4 homolog. The coding region runs from base 70 to 1713 and encodes 547 amino acids. NCBI's taxonomy places the organism in Eukaryota, Metazoa, Arthropoda, Insecta, Lepidoptera, Noctuidae. The transcript has 8 exons. Gene Ontology annotation, cellular component: cytoplasm. The record is from RefSeq and is a predicted model, not a curated record.